Molecule: messenger RNA, 1606 nt
Organism: Paralichthys olivaceus (Japanese flounder)
Lineage: Eukaryota; Metazoa; Chordata; Actinopteri; Pleuronectiformes; Paralichthyidae
Source: RefSeq, a predicted model, not a curated record
AGCAUGGUGACAGAGGGAGUGAAGGCCGGGAGGUGGCAGACCGUCCAGGGCCACAUGCAGUCUGGAGGACUGAGACCCAGCAACUUUGGGGAUCCAGUCCUAUCCUAUGCAUCCACUUUGGAGCACAUCCCCUCUGGGCCCGCCCGGCCUCGGACGCUCUUGCGCCAGCAGAGUCUUCAGCAGCCUCUCAUCCACCCGCCGGGCCCCGGUCUCGCCCAUCCUCCCACCACAUCCCAGAGCUUGGGACAAUUACACACUGCACCUGGACAGCCAGGGGGAGGCGGGGGUGCUGGGCGAGGAGAGGGAGGUGGAAGUGGUGGUGAGGGUGGGGGUGCAGGUACGCGAGGCGGUCCCCGGGGUGCGCGGGGCAGCCCAGCAGGAGCAGGUGCCUCUCACUAUAGGGGAGGUGGAGCAGCAGGGCGCUCACGUGCCAAUCCGGGCAGCUGGGAUUACAUGAUGGACCAGAUGCGGAAUCGAGGCCUGGAUGUCAAGUCCUUCUUUGAGGGGAAGAUGGUGGUCCUGGCUUUGGCCAUUGGUGUGGCCGAGCAAGAUGACUUUGCCAAUAUCCCUGACCUGCAAGAAACAGCGCAGGCAGCACCGCCGGCCAAUCAGGAGCCCCCUCCUGAGAAGAGGGGCAACAAACCAGCUAACAGCCCCAAAGGCCAACCCCCUGAUGCUGACGGUCACUCCUCCGUAACUGACCUGGCCAAUUCUCUCACCGGAGAUAUGGUGAUGUUGUCCCCAGGUUCGGAGGAUGAUGACGGUGAAGGGCCCAUCAGUGAGAAGCUGGGCCGGAUCCAGUUCAGCAUAGGUUACAGCUUCCAGAACACGACUCUCACUGUCAAAGUGCUCAGGGGCCAGGACCUCCCGGCCAAAGACUUCUCUGGCACCUCUGACCCCUUCGUCAAGAUCUACCUGCUGCCUGACAAGAAGCACAAGCUGGAAACCAAGGUCAAGAGGAAAAACCUCAACCCCCACUGGAACGAAACCUUCCUUUUUGAAGGCUUCCCGUAUGAGAAGGUGAGAGAGCGCACUCUCUACCUUCAGGUGUUGGACUAUGAUCGCUUCAGCAGGAACGACCCCAUCGGAGAGGUGUCGAUCCCUCUCAACAAGGUGGAACUGGGCCAGAUAAAGACCUUCUGGAAGGAGCUCAAGCCCUGCAGUGAUGGCAGCGGGAGACGAGGAGACCUGCUGCUGUCACUCUGUUAUAAUCCCACUGCCAACACCAUCACUGUGAACAUCAUCAAAGCUCGCAAUCUCAAAGCCAUGGAUAUCGGUGGCACCUCAGAUCCAUAUGUGAAGGUGUGGCUGAUGCACAAGGACAAGCGUGUAGAGAAGAAGAAGACGGUGACAAUGAAGCGCUGUCUGAACCCCAUAUUCAACGAGUCUUUCCCCUUCGAAGUGCCCGCCCAUGUGCUGAGGGAGACCACCAUCAUCAUCACCGUCAUGGACAAGGACAGGCUCAGCCGCAACGACGUUAUUGGCAAGAUCUACCUAUCAUGGAAGAGUGGACCGGCGGAGGUGAAGCACUGGAAAGACAUGCUCGCUCGGCCGCGUACUAACGUUGCCCAGUGGCACGCUCUCAAGGCCUGAUCGCGCCGCCCAG